AUGACGCGGCACAACCCCGAGGAGGCGAUCCGCGCGUUUGAGGCGAGCGCACAGCUGCAGGCCGCGCCGGACGCGCUGGCGGAGUACGUGCGCGCGCUGGUGGCUGUCGACCGCCUUGAUGGCAGCGCGCUCCUCGCCACACUGCAACGAGGCGCUGCGCGUUCCCCCUCCCCGUUCCCCGCCUCCCCCGCGCCGCUGUCGUCCAUGCGCGCGCCGCUGCCGGGGGCGGUGGGCGCGGUGGCGGUGGAGGGCGCGCUGGGGACGGCGAGCGCGCCGCUGCACAUGGUGGCGAGCGAGGGCGCGCGCGGACACGCGUGGCGCGCGCUCAGGUCGCUGGGCACGGCCGCCCUCGUGCUCGGCGCGCUCUGGGCCAUUGCUCGCGAGCGCGACGUGGGGCGCGGGUUGGGGUUGAACGAGGAGGUGCAGCCGAUGGCGGAGAGUGACACGCGGUUCAGCGAUGUCAAGGGCGUCGAUGAGGCCAAGGCGGAGCUCGAAGAGAUCGUGCACUACCUGCGCGACCCCAAGCGCUUCACACGCCUGGGGGGAAAACUGCCAAAGGGAGUGCUGCUGGUGGGCCCACCAGGAACGGGCAAGACGAUGCUAGCGCGCGCCAUCGCGGGCGAGGCGGGCGUGCCCUUCUUCUACGCCUCAGGCUCUGAGUUCGAGGAGAUGUUUGUCGGCGUCGGCGCGCGCCGCGUGCGCGAGCUCUUCGCCGCGGCCAAGAAAGCCGCGCCCUGCAUCGUGUUUCUCGAUGAGAUCGACGCCAUCGGGGGCAGCCGCAACCCCAAGGACCAGCAGUACAUGAAGAUGACUCUCAACCAGCUGCUCGUGGAGCUGGAUGGCUUUAAGCAGAACCAGGGCGUCAUUGUGGUGGCCGCUACCAACUUCCCGGAGAGCCUAGAUAAGGCGCUCGUGCGCCCGGGGCGGUUUGACCGCCAUGUGGUUGUGCCGAACCCUGAUGUGGAGGGGCGGCGGCAGAUUCUGGAGCAUCAUCUGCGCAAGAUCCCCCGAGCAGAUGACGUGGACGUGUCAGUCAUAGCACGCGGCACGCCAGGCUUCAGCGGGGCGGACCUGGCGAACCUGGUGAACGUGGCGGCUCUGCGGGCAGCCAUGGAGGGGCAGCGUGCGGUGGCGCUAGCGCACCUGGAGCACGCCAAGGACCGCAUCCUCAUGGGCGCCGAGCGCAAGUCCGCCGUCAUCUCCCCUCAGACGCGGCGCCUGACGGCGUACCACGAGGGCGGGCACGCGCUGGUGGCCGUGCACACGGCGGGCGCACACCCCGUGCACAAGGCCACCAUCGUCCCACGGGGCGUGGCGCUCGGCAUGGUGGCGCAACUGCCGGAGACCGACGAGGUGAGCGUGUCGCGCACGCAGAUGCUGGCCCGGCUGGACGUCUGCAUGGGAGGGCGGGUUGCGGAGGAAUUGGUGUUUGGUCCGGGGGAGGUGACUUCUGGUGCGUCGAGUGAUAUUGUCCAGGCGACGAGGCUUGCGAGGGAGAUGGUGACAAAGUAUGGGAUGAGCGAGGCGGUGGGUGUGGUGGCACAUGAUUACGAGGACGACGGGCGGUCUAUGAGCACGGAGACUCGGCUCACCAUUGAGAGGGAGGUGCGGGCGCUGCUGCAGCGCGCGCAUGACAACGCACGGGCCAUCCUGGUGAAGCAUGAAGCAGAGUUGCAUGCACUUGCAGGGGCGCUGUUAGAGAGGGAGACGCUCACAGGCGCACAAGACCGACAGCCGGCCAACGGCAUAUUCGACACUCACACUCGCCGCAACACUUCUGUGCGGCUCUCGGCGAUAGGCACCUCUAGCGUUGCGCACUCCCACUACUCCUCGCGUCGCGCUGCCUCGUACCGCAUUGAUCCAUUAGCCACCUUCCAUUCGCCCAUUCGCCUCCGUUCCGGUGUGCCCACCGCCCAUCCUUCUUUCCACGGACCAUCCCACUCGGCGGCAUCGCGCGCAGCCCCUUUCUCCCCGCGUCCCCUUCCCCCCCCUCUCCGCCAUGCGAUGACCCGUCCCCACUCCGCCGACGCCUCCAAACACUCCGCUCCGCCGUCCGCCCGCCGCUCCGCCUACCGCCUCGCCUCGCGCAUCUUCUCCCUCCCAUCCCGACUCGCCCACGCCGUCACACGACCGGCUGAUGGCGCCGGCAAUCUAGCCGGCAGCCGCUCCAACCGGCACCGCAACCGUUCGUCCUCGUCGUUCCUCUCCUCCGCCUUCCCCAUCUCCUUCCCCCGCGCCCGCCGCUCCCCCAGCGGCUAUGCCUCCGCGGACUCGUCGUGGCGCGGGGACGGCUGGCCGGCGGCGGACGGCACGGCGCGCAGCGACCACGUGGGGACGAUCACGGGGAAGCGGUACAGUGCGGUGAAGCUGGAACAGCUGUACGAGCUGGGCGGGUUCAUUGGGCGCGGGCAGAGCGGCGUGAUCAGCGCGUGCACGCACCGCCACACGGGCGAGCGGCUGGCCGUUAAGAGCAUUCUCAAGAAAACCAUCCACUCCGAAGGCACCGCACGCGACGUGCAGCGCGAGGUGCAGGUGCUGGGCAUGUUGCGCGGGCAUGCGCACGUGGUGCGAAUGGAGGGCGUGUUUGAGGACCAGACGGCUGUGCACAUCGUCAUGGAGUUAUGUGAAGGGGGCACGCUCACGCACCACAUCGCACAACAGGGCGAGUACAGCGAGCGCGCAGCAGCGGCGAUAAUGCGGGUGGUGUUGGAGGUGGUGAGGGCGUGUCACGCACAGGGCAUCGUGCACCGGGAUGUCAAGCUCGGCAACUUCCUGCUGAGCGACCAGUCAGACCACGCCACACUCAAAGCCAUUGACUUUGGCUCCGCCGCAUUCUGCCACCCAGGCGAGGAGCUAGAGGCGAUGGCGGGCAGUCCCAUGUACAUGGCACCGGAGGUGCUGGGGGAGCGAUACUCACAUCCCUGUGACGUGUGGAGCGCUGGCAUCAUGCUGCACACACUGCUCGCCGGCACGCCGCCCUUCCAAGGAGACUCAGUGCUGGCGAUAUUUGAGGCCAUCCGCACGGCACCAUUGGACCUGUCGUCACACCCCUGGCCGCUCAUCUCCCCGGGCGCCAAGGCGCUGCUCUCGCGCAUGCUCCACCGCGACCCCUCCGCCCGCCCCACUGCCGAGCAGCUGCUGGGGGACCCAUGGAUCCGGGGGCAGGAGGCGGAGGAGCGGCCGUUGCAGAGCAUCAUGCUGCCGCGCAUGAAGCGCCUCAGCGCCAUGUCCAAACUGCGCCACCUCGCCCUUCUGGUGACGACGCGGCACAUGGGGGAGGAGCAGGAGAGGGAGCUGAGGGCGGUGUUCUGUGCGGUGGGCGCGGACCAGGGGGGCGCGCUCAGCCUCCAGGACCUCACUGCUGCGCUGCGCAGCGUGGGGGCGGCUCUCAGCGACGAUGACAUCCGCCGCAUCUUUGCCUUCGUGGACGUGGACGGCAGUGGCAGUAUAGAGUACGCGGAGUUCGUCGCAGCCACCACCGUGCUGCACCGCGACCGCCAUGCCGCCGCAAUCAAACACGCCUUCCAGGAGAUGGAUGCGGAUGGGUCGGGAGCGGUGAGCGUCGAGGAGUUUGCGGCGGUGUGCUGCCGGCUGGGCAUGGGAGAUCUGGAGGAGAUGCGCGAGAUAAUUGCAACUGCCACGGCCGCUGAAUAUGGCAACGAGGCGGGGUCGCUCCAAGCAGAGGGCAGCGGAGCGGCGGGCGAGAAGCAGAUAGACUACAAGGACUUCCUGGCACUGGUCACGGGGUCAGGGCAGGAGGACCACCGCGUCGAGUCCUGGCUCGCUGCCGCGCUGCUCUGA
Molecule: messenger RNA, 3801 nt
Organism: Closterium sp. Yama58-4
Lineage: Eukaryota; Viridiplantae; Streptophyta; Zygnematophyceae; Desmidiales; Closteriaceae
Source: the annotation of a GenBank genome assembly